Messenger RNA from Limulus polyphemus (Atlantic horseshoe crab), 2489 nucleotides. RefSeq names its product segment polarity protein dishevelled homolog DVL-1-like. Gene Ontology annotation, biological process: canonical Wnt signaling pathway; intracellular signal transduction. The coding region runs from base 80 to 760 and encodes 226 amino acids. The record is from RefSeq and is a predicted model, not a curated record. Gene Ontology annotation, molecular function: frizzled binding. The transcript has 4 exons. Lineage: Eukaryota; Metazoa; Arthropoda; Merostomata; Xiphosura; Limulidae. Gene Ontology annotation, cellular component: cytosol.
AAAGACUAAAAAAAUAUGAAAGGUACUACAACUUGCUGAUCACAAUCUAAAUAACUUCCUGUGAUAAUAUAUCUUAAGAAUGAUAAUUUUACAUUCCAUUUCAGGGGCAGAUGUGGUUCAUUGGCUUUUCAAUCAUGUUCAGGGAUUCCAAGAACGCAGAGAAGCUCGUAAAUAUGCCAUCCAAAUGCUGAAGGCUGGUUUUAUUCGCCAUACAGUCAACAAAAUUACUUUUUCAGAACAGUGUUAUUAUGUUUUUGGAGAUCUUUGCAACAAUAUGACUGCCCUCAAAGUCACUGAGGAGGGAGUGGACAGUGAGACAAGCAAAGAUACUCUUGGUCCUCUUCUUCCACCCACAACCCAGUCUCCUUGGGGAGUACAGAUGCCUUAUUCUGGGAAUUAUAACCCUCAAAUUAUGGGAUUCAUGCCAAUGCCUCUUCAUUAUACCAAUGAAGCAAUCUUUCCUCCAGAAGGGAGUGCUCAUAGUGGUUCUGGUGGCAGCAGCAAUAGUGGAGAAGCUAAGAAAGACAAUGAAAGCAAAUUAACAAGUCCAGGGGCUAGUGAAAUAGAAGAACCAAGUUUGCAGAGUGGUGGCUAUCAUGGGGAUUUGGGUGUUGAAAAAGGAGCUGGAAGCAGUGGAAGUGAACAUAGUUACAAUACACAGACUUCUCAAGACAUGACUCGUCUUGAAGCUAUUCCACCAGAGCUGAGUGUUGAAGAUGACAUCUUGGACUACCACUUCACUGACAAAGGAGUUGUGUAACUCGCAUCUUUUCUUUGUUGACAUGGUAACCAUGGCCUGUAUUGAGAAUAAGAUAACCAUGGUGUUAUUAUUAUUAUUAAUUGCUGACCUGUUCUGGGAAUACUACUGACAAAGAAGUUGUGUAACUUCCAUCAAUUCCUCUUGAUAGGGUAAAUAUGGAUCCACUGUAGAACAUAGUCUUCCUGUACCAAACAAACAUCAAAUUCUGAAUGGAAGUCCAUAAAUGCCCUUGCUACCAUAGCUGGCAUUCCAACUUGAAACUUUAUUAUUUAUGAAGACAAACUUGAAAGUAUAAAAGUUAAUGUUUGCCUAACAUCAUCUUCCUUGUCAUGGCAACCAUCAAAACCUGUUAAAACUGUAGGCAGAUUUGUGCUGUAAUUACCAUCUAGUGAUGAACUGUGCUAUUAUUUCGGAUCCUUCUUCAGUAAAACCUUCCAGAUGUAGAAUUGUUCAAUAUUUGUCUUCAGUACUUAUUGUAUGUCAAUCACUUGGUUAGAUAAGUAUUUGUACUAAUAGUAAUACUAGAUAUCUUCUAACAUCUGGGGGGCAUUAUGUAGCAAUCAUAAUGUAGACAUUCUAUGUUGUGUAUGUAAAGAAAACAUCAAGGAAGAUGUUGUUACAUUAUUAGUACUCUGAGAAUAGUUGUUUGAGUCAUAAUGGAGAAAAAUGUCAGUUAUAAUACAAUUCUUUUAGAGCAGAAGUAUUCAAGGUUUAUGAAAAACUUACUUGCAUCCCAAACAGUUUUGUAUGUUACACAAUGAUGCCUUUAAAAAGUACAAGUGGUGUAUUUAGUAAUUCCUUCGUACUCUAGUUGUCUAUUGCAAGCGUGCCAAUUUUUCAUAAAUACUAUAUGUGAUUGCUACUCAAUUUUUAUACAAGUUUUUUUCUGUUGAAGUAAUCACCAAAACUAAUAUUUAUAAUUUAAUUAUUAGGUUAUGAAGACUAGUUAUCUGCAAAUAGUGUUCAUGUGAUUUUGUGAUAACAGUAUUCUUGUGCUUAUAUACACAUUAUUUUCAAGGACCUACCAUUUUAAGUUUUGUGCAGCUUUUUUAUACAUUGAUAUACGCUGAAUUUUAUGUACAGAACAGAGCACAUGGACUUUUAUUUGCUCAUUAGUGUGUAUUUUAGUGUAAUUUGGCUAUUAAUUUGGAUUUAAUUUAUUUUCCGAACUGAACAGUAAUGAAACUAGUUAACAUUUUCUUUUAUUUACUUUUGGAAAGUGUUCACUAUUAGAGAAUAAGUUGUAUACAAGUAGUGUUUUUUAUAGUCUGAUGAUAGUUUCAGUAGAAAACAGCAACCUAAAUUGAUGUAACCUUUUUUGUUUCAUGAAAUUAACAGUGCAAAUAUGCUUUUUUUUUAUAAUUUAAAAUCUGUUUUUUUUUUACAUUUGGGUUGUUUGUUUAAAAUAGUAAAAGUCAGCAGGGUAUGAUCACACCUUUGUUUUGGUUCUUUAUUUAUACUUUUACCAUAGAAAAGUGCCAUGAGCUUGGAAAGUUUGUAUGCUCUUGAAUUAGUGUAUUUUUGUUAAGGGUAAUACAGGAUUGAAGAAAAUAUUUUUUGUACAAGAUCAAUUAAAAGGUUUUCUGGCAGAAACUAAAGAUUAAAUGUACAUUUAAGACUUAAUGUUGGUUUUAUAAAGCAACUUAACAGUUUUAGUGUUUGAUAAGACAGCAAAAUCUAAAGUUGAGAGGGGCAGAUAGAUUUACAUUAAAAGUAUCCAAAAAAUGAA